GUCUACGUCACGCUUCGAAGAAAAUGGCGGAAUUUCCAGAAUAAACUGUAGUGCCUGUGGGUCACUCUAGCUGUGGUAAACGACAUCACCGCCAGCACGACCGCCAGCGCUUGUGUGAACAUUGUGCUAAGGAACGGAAGAAGGUGUACCGGUGCGUGUCUGCACGAUGGCUUAAUGUGUGGUUUGGUGCCGGUGUGCGUUGUGCGACCUUCGUUCAACGAUCGAUGCCGUGCCGUCGUGCGCGAGUUCUUUCAAACAGGGUCUAGCCACUGGUCUAGUCUUUCACGACUCGAGUGGCGUACAACGACAGCUGCAUCAUGCCAAAGGAAGACGCCGAACCACCGCGCUGCGCCGUGUGCGGCCUGCAGCGCGCCCCGAACGCCGUGCUGCUCCCUUUCCCCGACCGGCGCCAGUCGAAGCUCUACGGCGCCUGGCUCGACUUCGUGCGCGGCUGCCCCGGCAAAAGCAACUGGCUGCCCGACAGUCGCACCGGCUUCGUCUGUACUCUGCACUUCACCUCCAAAUGGCUUAGGCGCACCACGGGCUCUGCCUACCACAACAAUUCACUGUUACUUAGAACCGCCACGGUGCCCACGCUCUACACGAGCCCGGAGAAACGCCGCCGCAUCGCCGAGGGCAGUAGCAGCGCUGCGCCCAUCCAGGCGGUUGGGGGGUCGGAGUUACAAAGUACCUCGCUCGCUUCUACGAAUGCCAGCCACCGCCAGCUGAUAGAUAUGCACGACGCAAACCAGCUCUCAGUCAACAGUGGCCAAGGCUGCUCUCGCACCUGGGACAGGAAGCCAGACAGCUGCCUGACAGUGGGCGGCCACUUUGCCAACUCUGUGGACCUCCCCAUGCUGCACGUGCAGCAGGAACAAAGCAGUUGUAUUUCCAUAGCUAGUGCCAGUAGCAGCACCAGCACCACUGUGGUUGCCAAGACAUGCUCUGACCCUAAGAAAACUGUGAGCAGCACAAAAAGCCUCAGCACACACAGUCUUCCAGAUACAGGUCGUGUUCCCAUCUAUGCCAGUGUACGACGCACAGUUGGGGCUCGUCGUACUCUGUCUGAGGACACAGACGCAAUGGCGGGAGCAGCACAGGGCAUGGGUGCCACGGAAUUGGAGAGACCACGAUUAGGCAUCCUCACCAGGUUUGCACAGAACCUCGUGAAGAAUGUGAAGAACUCUGAGCAACAGGAAUCAAGCACAGGCCUCGCUGCAAGCAGAGACAACAACAUUCGUGAAUUGGAUGCUGGAGGAGAAGACUUCACUGCUGCAUCUAAUGAGCCCUGGAGCGAGGAGGAGACCAAGCUGCUUCUAGAUUACUACACGACGUACAUACCCCAGAUUGGGCCCCACGACCGUUUCAAGACAAAAAAGCUCAUGUACGAGGAAAUUGCUCGAGAAAUGUCUCGCGUGUUAAAUGUUCAGCGGACCGGAGCGCAGUGUAAGUCUAGACUGUCCACUUUGCGAAAACAAAGGAGGAAGGCCGACAAAAAUUACGAAACAUCCGGCGAUGCCAGAUGUUCUGCUCCCUGUGGAGCGAAGUUUACCAUCGAUGACGUCCUUGUGCCAGAGGUGCUCCUGGAGUGUGAAAAGUGACCUAAACCACUGGGACAGAAAACACCUGCCUCUGUGACUGCAUCCACAAAAACCUGGGUGUGAAUCUAACCCAGGCCUCCGGGUGCAAGACGAGCACGCUUCCUCGAUGCCACGGCGGAUCCAUGGUUCUGGCUGACUAAAGGAGUGCCUAGCGUGUGCGUUCAUGAUGCUCCAAGAACUACAAAGAGUGUAAUACUUAAGCAGUCUUAAGUGUAUUUACCGUGUUUCUUUUUUAAUAUGACAAUUUUAAUUACUGUAUAUCACUAUGAAUUAAAUUUUUCAAAUGUAGUGAGACAGGUGGAGUAUUGUCACAGCAUAUAGAAACAUCUUGUGCAUUUUGUAGGGGCAGAACAGAAAGGUCUCUGUGGGAAAAUAAUAACAUAUAAAGAAAUAGACUGACGCAACAUUAUCCUUGUAUUUGAAAAAAAACCAUGUGCGCUACAAUACAAACACUGUUUUGGGAUCUUUGCAAUAAACAAAAGAUUUCGGGAAAAAGGUCCCCUUUCGUCGUGGCAGAAUUGAAGUGCAAAGCACCGAAUUGUCAAAAUACGAACAUGAGGUUAGUGGAAAGAAGGACAAGCACAGGCACUUUGUGUCAGAAGGUCGUACCGGAUGUUCUCGCUCCAUUCUCACCCCAUUCUCUUUUUCAGUGCCCAGAGAACGACUCUGGAUUUUGGCACGUCUCUUGAAGGUUGCCGACAAUGGAGGCUAAAAGGUUUUCAUGCUUAAAAAUCUUUCACAUUUACUACCAAACACCCCACUUAAAAAUGCACCGCCAAACAUGGUACUGCCUUUGCUAAAGCGGUCGUCUGAAGCAGUACAUUUCACUCAGAAGUGAAAUGGGUUUACUUUAGGAAAGCAGAAUGUUCAAUUUACUAAAAGCCUACUGUUCGUUGUCAAUUUUUUGCAGCCAGUGUAAAGAUUAGACGAAUCCACAAACGUGUACGCCGUGACUGAAGGAGAUAAGGCGGCUCGACCACCGUUUUCAUUUAUUUGUUGUAUCUUUCGUGAGGGAGGAGGCUCCGGACAUGGAGAGAAACUGCAAUUCACAUUUAUUAUUUGCUAUAGGUAGUUCUAAAAAGGGCCUCACACCAUUGGAUAUCUUAUUUGAUUUGCAAUACUCUAUUGGAGCAGCUCUUUAAUUUUUGUAAAAGAACUGCCAAGCUCGACACUCAUGCUUCCCCUGAUGCUGUUUUCCCCGCAUGGCUCUCGCGUCCCCCGUGAUCCAACUUCUCUGCCUAGCUAAGCCCCGGCUGCGGUCGGUGUCGUUGCAGCAUGUUACGAGAUGGGGCGAGUGCUGUGCUGCUAACGCCACCUAGUGGCGGGGUUGCUCGGGAGCAACAGAGAGUUGGCUCUUCCUCUCGGGGGUCGGCGAGCCGCGCGCCCCUUCUGCGCAAGAGGCUUAGCAGCACAACACUGCAAUGGACGAACGUGAUGAUUCAAACGUGCCUAGUGUUCGCGUGACCAUACACACGAACGAAAAGGUGUUGGUGUCUAGCAUGCGGGCAAACAUUCACUCGCUGUCCGGUCGCGGUGAGUCGGACUUGCUCGAUUUGUCCCGCACUCAUCAGCAUUUUCUCUCAGUAAUAAUUCGACUGGCUAUAGAUUGGUGUAUCAAGGCGCAAUAAAUAUGCUUGUGAUUGUCUGCA
Molecule: messenger RNA, 3250 nt
Organism: Dermacentor andersoni
Lineage: Eukaryota; Metazoa; Arthropoda; Arachnida; Ixodida; Ixodidae
Source: RefSeq, a predicted model, not a curated record